Messenger RNA from Paralichthys olivaceus (Japanese flounder), 2443 nucleotides. NCBI's taxonomy places the organism in Eukaryota, Metazoa, Chordata, Actinopteri, Pleuronectiformes, Paralichthyidae. The record is from RefSeq and is a predicted model, not a curated record.
GCUUACCAUGGACACUGUGGAGCAUUAGAGGUCCUCCUGUCAUCCCUGCUGGACGUGGACGUUCGCAGCCCAGAGGGCCGCACCCCCCUCAGCCUGGCCUGCUCCAGUGGUCAUCAGGAGUGUGUCUCCCUGCUGCUGCAUCACGGAGCCUCACCCAUGACCCAUGACUACACACACAAAAAGACAGCCAUACAUGCUGCAGCUAUGAAUGGCCACCCAGAGUGCCUUCGCCUGCUCAUGAGCAACAAUGACCAACACAUUAAUGUGGACUUACGAGACAUCAACGGACAGACUCCUCUGAUGUUGGCUGUGCUGAAUGGACACACAGAGUGUGUGUACGCUCUGCUUAGUCAAGGAGCCAGUGUAGAGAAUCAGGACCGCUGGGGGAGGACGGCACUACACAGAGGGGCAGUGACAGGUCAGGAGGAGUGUGUGGAGGCUCUCCUCCAGCGGGGGGCCAGUGUUUGUGUGAAGGACAUCCGGGGCCGCUCACCUCUUCACCUGGCAUCCGCCUGUGGCCGUGUUGGUGCCCUUGGUGCCCUGAUGCAGGCCACCACCACCCCACACACUGACACACACCUCACUGACAACCAGGGCUACACACCACUGCACUGGGCCUGUUAUAACGGAUAUGAUGCGUGUGUGGAGGUGUUGUUGGACCAGGAGGUGUUCAGGCAGAUCAACAGCAACUCAUUCAGUCCACUACACUGUGCUGUGAUGAGCGACAACGAUGGAGUGGCUGAGAUGUUAAUUGACUCCCUGGGCGCAGCUAUCGUCAACACUACUGACUCUAAGGGCAGGACCCCUCUUCACGCUGCAGCUUAUUCCGACCACGUGGAGUGUGUUUCUCUUCUUCUGAGCCAUGGUGCUCAAGCAAACGUAGUCGACACAAACAUGCGCAGCACACCGCUCAUGAUGGCAGCUCUGAACGGACAGACCAACGCUGUGGAGGUGUUGGUGAGCAGCGCUAAAGCAGACAUGGCUCUGCAGGAUACAGACAGAAACACAGCAUUACAUCUGGCCUGCAGCAAGGGUCAUGAGACGAGUGCCUUGUUGAUUAUGGAGAAAAUCAGUGACAGGAACCUCAUCAACUGCACCAAUGCUGCUCUCCAGACGCCACUGCAUGUAGCAGCAAGGAAGGGUCUGACGGUGGUGGUCCAGGAGCUGCUGGGGAAAGGAGCCAGUGUGUUAGCAGUGGACGAGAAUGGUUACACUCCAGCUUUGGCCUGCGCUCCCAACCGUGAUGUAGCCGACUGCCUGGCCCUCAUCCUCAACUCCAUGAUGCCCACCUCCCCCAUUGUCACCAUAGCCGCUCUACCUGCACUUUCUCUCGCUCAAACGGUCAACCACAACUCCACCUCCAACCACAUCUCCAAAGGCGUGGCCUUCGAUGCCCUGCCCCCUCUGAGGCCCAACCAUGCCUCCUACUGCAGGCCAGAGCGCCCGCUGUCCACUGUGUCUGCAGACGAUGAAAUGAAUGACUCGGAUUCAGAGACAUACUGAGAACUAUUGGACAGAGCCUCGCGGUUCUGACAGGCUAAGCAGACACUCAGGAGCCUUAAUAGUUCACUGAAAAGGGACAGAGAGGGAGAUAAAGGAGGAUAGUUUUUAUAGGUAAACCUCUUCAAUAAUAAUCAUUUCUGUGUAUCAGAUGUUUGUUUUCAUUAAGGUGGAAAUAAUGUACUAAAAUAUAGAAUAAGGUAAAAACAAAAUGCAUUUCUCUCAGACAGGCUCACUGCAUGGUCAGUAAUAUGGCCAGUGUCUUUUUAAAAUUUAAAGCAAUGUAAUUUUCUUUUUAAAUGCUGAUACUUCCUCGAAUGGUUUUAAGUCUUUUCACAGUUUAUCCUUCUACAAUCACCAGAGGAGCGAGAACUGGAGAGGACAGAUUUUGUCUCAAGAAAUAAACAAACGGACAAUCUUAUGGGACCAGGAGAUGGAUGAACUGUUUUCUCUUGUGUGCUUCUGAGUUUUAUUCUUCUCAGAGCGUUUGCGGCAGCCGCCGAAGACUCUAACUACCGCGCAUUGCUGCGUAACUGAUGUCGAACCACUUCUUGAUUCCGAGGAGAGGAAGUCGCUAUUGAAUCCUAUGAAAAAUAUGAAUUUAUUCCGAGCGGGGGCCGAAUCCUCGAGGAGGUGUUUCUGACAGCAGGUGGAUGUAAGAAUCCGGAUUGACGGUGCAAUUGAGCGACCUGAGGAACUUUAACCUGCUAUGCUGUAAACUACUUAAUGUCUGUGUACUGUACUGGAGACAGGAGAAAGUGGCUGACACUGUGCAUAAUGUGUGUAUAAGAGAUUGUGUGCGUGUGUGUGUGUGUGUGUGUGUGUGUGUGUGUGAGACAGAAAUGAAUAAAAACUGCCAAGAACCUUUCAGGCAGAGGAUGAACUACCUGGUGCAAUGUUUAUAAAGAUUAAGUAACAAAGGAAUAAAGAUAUUUGUUUUUGA